Molecule: messenger RNA, 2485 nt
Organism: Suricata suricatta (meerkat)
Lineage: Eukaryota; Metazoa; Chordata; Mammalia; Carnivora; Herpestidae
Gene: FAM169B
Product: family with sequence similarity 169 member B
Molecular function (GO): acyltransferase activity, transferring groups other than amino-acyl groups
Source: RefSeq, a predicted model, not a curated record
CCCAGCAUGGAGGCGGAGGCAGCUGGCGGAGCCUCAGCAGGCAUUUACCCAGUGGAUAUUUUGGAAGAUGACCCUGAAAGGCAUCGGGAAGCAACUGUGGGCUAUUAUGCGACACUCGGGGAAGGGAGACGGUCAUCGGUAGAGGUCUUCUCUCUUCCUACCGGGGAGCAGAUUAAUCUGGAAGCUUCGUCUGUUCGCUUUUGCACUGUGUACCGUGACGAACCUCAACAUAAAAUAUUAGCCUUGGUUAAUCCCCAGGACACAGAGACAGUCGUGGCUGUCUACAUAAAGGAGUCCUGGUGGGCCACCGAGGACGUUCUCCGCACCUCUGAUCCCGCCAGAGAAGGUCUGAUGAAGGUUCAGUCAUUUGGGGAAAGGAUUGUGCUUUUCAUUCUAAACGUCGUUAUUUUUGGAAGAUUGGAGAGGAAUUUGGAUGAUGGUGACAUGUUUUUUUUGCCUCACUCUGUCAAGGAGCAAGCAAAAAUUCUGUGGCAGGAUGGAGCAGCUGUUGGGUUUUACACAACCAAAAAGAAAGGCAGCCUGUGUGGUGACGGCACCGGGGCAUGCUACCUGCUCCCUGUCUUUGACACCGUGUUUGUCAGGAGGACUUACCGUCGCCGAGGCCUGGGCACGGCCAUGCUGCGGGACUUCUGUGAGACGUUCCGGGAGGACGAGGCUCUGGGCAUCAGUUGGCCGAUUUCUCCCGCUAUGUUCCAAGUGUGCAGAAAGUUCCUGUUGGCCCAUCCGGAGGAGCGGGGUCGCCUGUGGGAGGUGGAGCCCCCGGGAGCCUGGGGCCAGCGAGGCAGCAUCUGGCUGAAGGUUCAACUGCAACAGUCAAGACUUCCAGACCCACACCCAGGAAAUUCCCAGAAGGACGUGCGCAGUCAUGGGUGGACUUCUCCAGACGAUGGACCCAGCCAGUGUGGUCGUGAAGGAGGCAAGGAGGAGAGGACCCCCGGAGAACGGGAACAGACGGAGAUCGGUGAAGAGUGCGGAGGGAACGAAGAAGCAGGGGCGGCUGGGCAAGCCCGCGGGGCCGAGCAGGCCAGGAAGGAAGCCAAGAGGACCGAGCUGGGUGCAGGCCUGGCGGGGGAGUCCCAGAGGACGCAUGCGCGGCCCAGCUCAUAACUCCCAGACGAGAGGCCCUUCUGGGUCCCAGGGGACGUGGGUGUGAGAGCUGCCCUUGUCCGUCUGCGCUGCUGUGGCCGGAGCUGGCUUCCGUGCCUGCCCUGUCCUCCUGCAAGGAGAGAGCGACGCAUGGACCUUGACCUUGAUGCCCUCGGGCUUGUUUUGUUGGCUCAGGUGGCGGAAUGCCCGAGAAAGCGCUGCGCCCCUCAAGCACAGAGAUCUAAGGGACACAGGUAGUUAUUCGCCCGGGCUGGGAUUCUCGAAGCCUGCUUGUUCACGCUCGUGUGGCUGCUGUCACUCAGGGUGAGUCUGGAAAGAUGGUGCGGGCUCCACAUGCGCGUGCCCCUUGCUUGAAGCUCAGAGGAGGGCUGGGCCCGUUCCAGUGUGCACUGCCCAAAUCUGUCUCAAGUGCACCCAGCCCAGAUGUCACCGUGAGAGCACGGACACCAGAAGGGCUUCCAGGGAGGCACAUUUCUUUCCCAGAGAAGUUUCAGCCACGUUGGCAGCUCCCCAGGGCAGUGGCCCGGACUCCCUGGCGCAGACCAUCCAUGGGCCCGUCUCUCACAGCUGGCCUGGCGCACAGGAGGCACUCGGAACAGGCUCCAGGCGGGUGUCAGGACCUUAGCCAUGGCCUGCUUCAGAGGUGAAGCCACUGGAGGGGACUUGGGGCUGAUGGCCCUUCUGAUGUAUUGGUGCAUGAGGGAAAAGGCCCGUACUGGUGGAGGUGCGUCCAAAGGUGACAGCCAGCCCCCAGUGUGACAUCGCCUCCUCAGCAACCUGCACCUCCCUGCUUGGGGCAUGCGCUCGCUGCCACUGGGGCUUCGGAGCUGAACCGAGGACCCUGCCCGUAAGAGCCCAGUGAGGACAGGAGAUGCAGGCCUUCCACGGGGUGAGGUGUGGUCCAGGCGCUCCUGGAGGCCCCAGAGCCUGCUCCCAGGAAGCUGCGGUGGGGGCUUGUCUGCAGCUGAUCUCGUAUGACCGGUGUUCAGUGACGUCACGUCAGGCUCUAACCAGAGGAUGCUGGCUGGGUCAUCCUGGGGCAGGCAGUGAAGUCUCCGCUCCUGCUUCCGGUGGGCGCAGAGCUAGUCUUCUCCCUGGAGACAGCCCUCUGUGGCUCUCCUUGGAGUGCCCAGGCCUGUCACAGAGAGCCCUGCUGACUCUGCUCCCAGCUCUUGGCACGCCUGCCUUGCUUUCUGUAGCCCAGCUGCCCGGGCUUUCCCAUCAGGCGUACCUGUGCCCUUGCUUCAAGGUCAUUACUCAUGCACUUGCUCUGCCGUGGGCAUGUACCUUCUCCCUCGGUCCUUCUGUCUGUCUUUCUCUCUGUCUUCCUUACUCUCUCUCUGUCACUCUCCCUUCC